Molecule: messenger RNA, 468 nt
Organism: Penicillium mononematosum
Lineage: Eukaryota; Fungi; Ascomycota; Eurotiomycetes; Eurotiales; Aspergillaceae
Exons: 1
Coding region: 1-468 (155 amino acids)
Source: RefSeq, a predicted model, not a curated record
AUGAAAGCGAAGUCGUCCACGCCAGCGACGUGGGAACUCACCGACGAUAUGCCCAUCGUCGAGUCUAUCGGAGGUGUCAACAUCAGCCACCUGGUUCAACGCCGGCCUCUCGUCCGUACCAAGUCACUCCCCCGUGUUCCCAACCCUUUCUUCACCGGCCUGGACAAAGAUCACAGGUGGCAAGGCAUCCCGCCAUUCUCUGAGUCGCCAGAGCACGAACACUCACGUACCCGUGAGCUACACACUCGUGGCCCAGUCGACAUUGUCGAAGGGCUCGAGAAGAAGCGCCAGAAACGCAAAGAAAAGUUCUGGCGUCAACAUUGCCGCAAAGCUGCCAAAGAGCAGAUGGGCAAACGGCCUGUUCCAGGCCAUGGAGCCGAACGGAUGAAGGAGCUUGGCCUCGAAGUUGCUGAGAGGUGCAGAGCUUAUGGUGUCGGUCAAGACGCCCAGCUCGUCCUAUCUGUUUAG